Molecule: messenger RNA, 7335 nt
Organism: Symbiodinium sp. CCMP2592
Lineage: Eukaryota; Dinophyceae; Suessiales; Symbiodiniaceae
Source: the annotation of a GenBank genome assembly
AUGCCAGCAGACCAGUGGACGAUGGAAAGUGGGAUCCCUUUAAAGACAACCAAGGCUGGGACGCAGGACGUGAUGCGGGCAACCAUGCUGGUUGGCGCGGAUGGGAUUCCAGCUUCGUCUCCGGUGAUCGAAAAGGACAUAAUCAAGGACCUCCAGGAGCCAGGACCUCCGAGAAGCUGCAAGUUCCGAGCUUCAGUGCUGAAGAUUCUGAAGAUCUGGGGACUUCCGCUAGAUCUUAUCUUCGUCAAGUGGAUGCAUGGAAGAAAAGCCUGGAUCGCAGCUGAGGAACUUAGCCUCAGCAAGCUCGGCGCAGACAGCGGUGUGCAGUACCUGGAGUCCUGGAUCACGGCCCGCUUCCUUGAUUUAGAGAUCACCAGGAUUGGGCGGGCGCUUAGCGAUUUCUUUAGACGACUUCGGAGACGGCAAGGGCAAACUGUACGUGAAUACAAUACAGAAUACGAUCGGCUCUAUGGACGUCUUCGAGAAGUAGGAUGUUGCCUUCCUGAAGAAUGUGCUGCUUGGGUAUAUCUCGACCGCCUACAACUAGAAGAGCCCCAAGAACUUAAUCUCCUUGCCAGCGUUGGGAACAAGUACGACUUGCUGAGGCUCCAACAGGCGGCAGUGCUCCACGACCGAGGGCGCAGGAAGCCUUGGGAGUCCAAUGCUGCCAAGGGUCGUCGCACGAACUAUGCCAACAUGACCGACGAGGUUGACCACGACGACCCCGACGACGAGACCGGCAACCUCACCGACGGAGAGGAAGGGAUCCCUGAGGAAGUUGCCCAGGCGUGGAUGACAUUUCGCAGCGCAAAGGACAAGUACAAGGCCCAGCAGCGCAACCGAGGCUACCAAGGUGAUGGAGAGCGGCCGCGAGAUCGUGGAGGCGAGCCUACGUUGAAGCAGAUGAAGUUGAAGUCGUUCUGCAGCGGAUGUGGACGGAGAGGUCACUGGCACAAAGACCCGGAGUGCCCCAACAAUCAGGGCGCCACCGCGGGCACCAAGGCCGGCGGCGGGAACGAUGGUGGAGGGCAAAGCCGUGGAGGAAAGGACCCCGCCAGGGAGGUCGCCAUGACUACGGUCUUGCCUGCCAGCAUCUGCGCUCUGAAGCAUGAGGGCCACUCGCUCAUGGCCGUGACGGACACGGCCUGUGCGCGAACAGUGGCUGGAACGCAAUGGCUGCAGUCUUACACAGACCUUCUUGCCGAUCAAGGAGAGCGACCAGCGCUUCACAAGGAAAACGAGGCGUACCGUUUCGGCACCGGCAAAGUGCAUGUGUCCACCUUCUAUAUCGUGGUGUGCUUUGAGCUCGGGAACAAGAUUGUCAAGGUUCGCACGAGCAUAAUCACAGGUGAUGUCCCCCUCCUGCUUUCCAAAACAGUGCUCGGGAAGCUCGGGAUGGUUUUCGAUGUUGAGAAAGGCAAAGCCGAUUUCAACAAAGUCGGACUUACUGACUACAUGUUGCUCACGACGCCAAGCGGUCACCCGGCGAUACCCAUUGUGCCCGCAAAGGCUGGCACCGGAGGGACUUGCACUCUCCAGAUCGAUGACCUCCGACUCGAGCCGCGUGAAGCAUACAUGGACGUGUUUGCACUUGCGUACCAAGGCCCCAACAGAUCCCAGCACACAGGAAUCUAUCAGCCCAAGAAGCUCGACCCAACCAUCACAAACCUCCUCAGUGAAGACAGCCUUGCUCAAGAUCCUUUCUUUGUGUGGUGGAAAAGUACUACAGUGGAUCGUGACUUCUGGCUAGAGACGGUGUCUUUGAACAACCAGCACAUCCGCAACUUUGGGCUGGAAGAACUGUCUUUUACAAGAAGGCCCGAGAACCUGUUCCUGAUCCCGCCCUUGCGAGCGAUGAGCUCCGAGCCAUGCCAGGGACCACCGCCGCCGAUCAGCAAGAUGACGAAGACCCAACUUCUGGCCGAGAGCUCAAGGUUGGGGCUGGUGGUGCACACGAGCUGGACGGUGGAAGAGCUUCGUGCGAUCAUCCGCGAGCACCGAGAGUCCAAGACGAUGCAGGACGGCAAGGUCGCGAUGCGAGGACUCUCUUCCCUGACGAUGCCGGAGCUGAAGGUGAAGGCCACCGAGCUCAAGGUGGACUUCCCCGAGCAACAUCACGAAAGGCAACCUCUUGAGGCUCAUAAGGGGAAAGAGUAUCAAGAGGUACCGGAUGCCUACGGACGCUGGGCGGUGGACGAGGUGAACGGGAACAGCAAUUCGAGCGCCGACUUGGUCAGGUUCGCGAAGUGGUGGCACAAGAACAAUGGCCCUCGAGCAGAUGCAGAACUACGCGCGCGAGGCCACGGAGGUCCCGCUGCCGCAAUCCCCGAGGGAGAGCGAGGACCUACAUCGUUGGCGAGGGUAUCCGGAGAGCUCGACCACAUCUCGUGCUCAAGACCAAAGGCCUCGCAUCCCCCCGUUGGCGUGGGAGAUGGAUCCGGGCACGCCACCCAAGAGGACCGGCGCGCACACUUCGGGGAGCUCGGCGGCAGGAUCGUGGGAAGCGGUGUCGGUUCCCUCCACCAAGAUUGGGCGCGGGAAGGGCAACGCCAAGACGACCAAGCGCCCCCAGGAGACCUAGGACAAACCCAUGGAGAGCGAGAUCGACCCGGCGGUGCUCGAGGAGAUCCAGGUGCUCCAGACGAGGCUGGCCCUGUUGAAGGACAAGGCCAAGAGCAGCAAUCAGUGAGCUAUGAAGAAAGGCCCGGCGCGCUCCCCCAACGCCUGGCCUGUACCGAUGGGGGACGAUGCUGUGCAGAAAUCUACGAGCAGGAGAUCAUCACCGACGAGGCUUUCUCCCGAGCCUACUCACAGGCUGAGGACGUCUACGCCAACACGCACCACGAGCCCCAGACCGACCUGUGUGGAGGAGACGGUGAAAGUACUGCACGCAUCGCUUAUAAAGAGGGCGACUUCACCUAUGCUCGCUGCCAACAAGUGCUGGACGCGGCGAGGCUUCCUCGACGAGCUCUACGAGCCAUGAACGACCCGGCCGAGAACGACCAGGACACCGCCUACGUGACGUUGGGUGUCUUCGUGCACGGUGGGGUUCGAGGGAUUACAACUGCGACCAAGGAGUACAACAGCUUGGUCCGCUACCUCAACGGCUUCGCUCGCCAUCACCUUCAGAGAGGCUGCAAGUGGAGCUCCAUCUCCGUCACCAAGAACAUAGCUUCCACGGUCCACCGGGACUCCCACAACAUGCGUGGAAGCAACAACCACUGCGUCACCCUUGGACAAGAUGGCGGUGGAGAACUGUGGAUCGAAAGCCCUGGACUCACCGAGAACGAAGCGAAGUUGAAUGAGAUCGAGUGGAAGCUCGAUAAGUCAGGCGCUUGGACUCCUGGGCAAUGCUUUGAUACUCGCGAGAACUUCGUUACCUUCGACCCCUUCCUGAGGCACGCGUCCAAGCCCUGGGAAGGUGACCGAUGGGGUCUCGUGUACCAUACAGUGCGAGGAGCGGACGAGAUCUCCGAGGCGAUGGACAAGUUCAUCCGGAACAGCGGCUUCCCCAACACCCACAGCUCAAUUACCAAUGCUGCUGGGAAGACUGGCGUCCUGAUGACCACCCUCAUUGUCGCGGCGAACUCCUACAUGACUGAGAUCUGUGGACCCCCACCGGCUCCGAGUCCAAUUGUCAUGAUGGAGAUCGGCGGCUACGAGGGGACGGUUGAGGCGACUGAGCUUGACAAGGCCGUACUGGAGCCAAUGAGCUGGGACGACCUCAAGGAUUCCGACCUACAGGAGACGGCACAUCACUUUGUCAUCGGUGCCUCCCCGAAAGAGCUUCGAAUCCACCUACGUGACAUGCCCGCCGGCUGCUUCUCUUUCGCAAAAGAGCUGAUACGUACCCAGCUUGACGAAGGCGGAGAAGUGGUGCUACGAGGCGAGGUACCCGGCAACCUCACCGACGACUUCAAAGAGGACGUGAGCUUCUUUACGAGUGGGGACGAAGAUAGUUGGAUGAUCCUCCGCAAGGCCAAAAAGGGACAGAAGCCGCUCCAAGGACCACAUGGACUACGACCUCACGAAGUACAAGCGGUUCAUGCCGAAGACCGACCAAAGGAGCCUCACAAGCUGGACGGGUCCGGGAUCACCUUCGACAAAGAAGUGGCAGCUCAUGUGCAGAGCUCACUACGGCGACUACACCAAAACCUCGGACACCCGAGGAAGGAGGACCUACUGCGACAUCUCCGGCUAGCGGGCUGUGAACCUCACAUUUGGAAAGCCGUGAAAGGGAUGAAGUUUGACCUCUUCUACGUGCACGACAUCAACGACAAGCGCCACACCUUUUUAUCCAUGGUGGACUGGGCGACCACCUACCAUGUCGUUUGCCGAAUGGAGAGCGAGACGGCCGAGGACGUUGAAAAGGCUUUCAACAAGAUGUGGUUGGGACCAUUUGGGCCCCCUACAAUGGUGUCGCUCGACCUGGAUCCGAAGAUCCAAAGCGGGAUGAGCAGACUGUGCGACUGGCACACCAUUCGUGUCAAAGAUGUGGCCGCUCAGGCCCACUGGCAAGCCGGAGUGACCGAGAGGCAAGGUGGGUGGUUCAAGGGCAUCUGGGAUCGAGUUGUACAAGAGCUCAGCGUGGCCGAGGACGAGGUGGAGCUGGCCGGUGCUUUGGUGUGUGCGGCCAAGAAUGAUCUUCGCAGACGAUGCGGACACUCGCCAUCGCAAUGGGUGUUCGGGAAAUCACCCAGACUACCGCCCGAGCUCAACGACCUGGACUCCGGGGAGGCCGUCAGCUGGGACCUUACGAGAGACUCGCAGUUCCAGCGAGCUACUGCCAUAAGAGCCAGUGCCCGGGUCGCUUUCCACAAAGCUCAAGGCGAUGAUCGACUCCGAAGAGCCCUCCUUCAACGUGCUCGCCCAGCUCAACGCGACUUUGACAUCGGAGACCCUGUCCACUAUUGGGAUCAGCCGAAAGAUCGAAGAAGAGCUCGAUGGCUCGGUCCUGGAGUUGUGGUCGGAAGACAAGGAGGGAGCUACUGGAUCUCCCGGAAUGGGAAGUGCAGAUUGACUGCACCCGAACAUGUCCGAGCCUCAGGACCCGAAGAAAUUGGCGAGUUCCUCACCAUGAAAGGGGUCAAGCGGGAGGUCGAAAAGCUACUCGCAGAGGACAUAGACGACCCCGACAUGUUCGACAACGACGAGCCCGAGGAGGACGUAACGAAGAAGGCCACGCCCGACAACGAGGACUACAGCGACCACCUUUCCGACUAUGAGCCGUCCGACUAUGACAACGGGAUCACCCUGGAUGGUGCAUUACCUGAUGACGGACAACAAUCGGACACGCCAAUGCCCGACCUCGUUCCUCCUGCACCACCUUCGAGGAGGCUCAAGCGCAAGACCCGUGUUGAGCAGAAAGACCGAGGAGGAGAUGAAGUUAUGAUGCUGAGGCGAGAUCUUACAAAGCGAGGUCACGCCAAACGCCAAGAGAAGGAACUGCUGCCCGACCCCUCUUCAAAGAAGCCGAACGGAAACAAUGGUUGGAACACGUCGACUAUGACGUCGGUCGAAGAGAGCGACCGAGUACGGGCGACGGUUCCCCCAUCGCGCAUCCUCAGGUCACGGUGGGCCUACAAGGACAAAAACUGGGCCGCUCGCCAAGCCGGCAACGACCCAGAGUGGCGAUGCAAAAGUCGCCUCAUCAUAGGCGGACACCUAGACCCAGAUCUCGGGGAGAAAGACCUGACGACGGACGCCCCGACCUUGUCCAGACCCGGGUUCAUGUGCCUUAUGCAACUUCUCGCGAACGGACAACAUGCACAAGAUGUUUGGGAAGUUGCUGCUGGAGAUAUCCAAUGUGCUUUUCUGACCGGAGGGUACCUCAACAGAGAUGAGCCCCUCUACCUCCACCAGCCGACCACCGGUUUCCCUGGACUCCUACCACAGCAGCUCGUGAAGAUCAAGAAGAACAUUUUUGGGCUAGCCACUUCCCCCCACGAAUGGUGGGAGGACCUCCAGAAGGGAAUCAAGCGGACCCCGAUCACCUACAAUGGGAGGACCUACGGAUGGGAUCAGUGUCCUUUGGAUCCGUGCAUCUUCAUGCUCAGGGAGUACGACAACGGCAAGUUCCAUGGAAAGCCCAUCGGCUACCUGGGCACACACGUCGACGACAUCUUGGUCGUCGCCGCCAAAUCGGUCAGCGACCUGAUCAAGGACGCGCUGUCCAGAACGUUUCCCAUUGACAAAUGGGAAGUGAAUAGACUGGACUAUAUCGGGUCCGAGAUUGUGGUUGAGAAUGGAGAGGUGAAGGUCAGCCAGACCAAGUACGUGGAGACGAGGCUGUUCACCAUCGACAUCCCCCGCGGAGUUUGCGAAGAAGACUUGGCCGAUCCAGAGACCGCCGCGGACAACAAGAGCCUCAUCGGAGCGCUGUCCUGGCUCUCAGCUCAAACACGACCCGACCUUACCUGUGGUGUUAGCAUUUCGCAACAACUACAGAAGUCACCUACCUACGGAGACGUGAAGUUCACCAACGUGGUGGCCAGUCGAGCGAUGUCCUACAAGCACCAUGGCCUCGUCUUUCGAGGCAUCGAUCCCGGGAAGGCCGCGUUCAUGGUGUACCACGACGCCGCGUGGGCUAACGUGUUGGAGGAGAACGAGCCGGGCUUCGAGCUGACCGAGGAGGACUACCGAGCAGGCCUCCAACUUGAAGGUCCGUACAGCAAGAAGGAGCGCAAAGCCAAGCGCAUUAACUCCAAGGUCGCCUCCCAGAUCGGCGCCCUCGUCCUCAUCGCCGACAUCGAGUCCGUUCGAGGCGGCAGAGGGAACAUGUCGGUGAGCGACUGGAAGUCCCGUGCGGGACAAAGGGUGUGUCGAAGCACAUUUGGUGCGGAGACACAAGCAAGCGUGGAAGGCUUGGAAGCUGCCCAGUACAUGAGAUCGUUCUUUGAAACCGUGAUCAAAGGCGAGCUAGUGAAGGUCGAGUGCGCUACGACACCUUUGCUAUGCCUGAGCGACUGUCGCUCACUCUAUGAUCACAUUCACAAAGAAGGACUACCCCGUGUGGCAAGCGAUCGAAGGCUAGCCAUCGACCUGGCAGCUCUCCGACAAGGCCUACGGUGGGAACGCUGGUACCCCAAGCUUCUGAUGGCAUGGGUCCCGAGCGCACUCCAGCUAGCCGACGUUCUCACUAAGCCUAAAGACCCCCACGAUUGGUGGGACAUGAUGUGCUCCAGACUCACUGUGGCCAUAGAGGUCGGUGAGCAGUCUCGAGCCAACAUUUUGAAAGAAGGAGAAGAGGUAACCAGUGUGGAGCACAAAGUGAGUAGUGGCACUGGACGCACUGUGCAUUUCCUUUCUGAUUGUUCUUACGACGAGUUGCACUAA